AUGGCCUCUUUCUUUGUGUCUAGACGCUGUGAACUCGAAGAGAAUCAUUUUUUCCCCUUUAAAAUUGCCUUUUUAUACUGUUAUCUAAUUCAUUUCUGGUGCUUGCAGAAUGCGUUCCAGAUUACUUAUUUCUUGUGGAUAUGGUAUUCCUUCAGCCUAAAAUCUUGCUUUCAUGCAAAUUUCGCGCUUGCUAUAACAAAGGUUUCACUGGGGUUGGGUACCUUAUUUAUCUGUAGCUACAUCACGCUUCCACUGUAUGCGCUUGUAAUGCAGAUGGGUUCACAAAUGAAGAAAUCCAUCUUCGAUGAACAAACAUCAAAGGCCCUUAAAAAGUGGCACAUGGCUGUGAAAAAGAAGCACGCAAAGGGAGGAAAGAUGUCAACCAGGACUCUUGGUGGAAGUGCAAGUCCUAGCCCAAGCGCCAUUCAUUCUUCAGGACCUUCAUUGCAUCGUUUCCAGACUACUGGUCACUCAACUCGCUCCUCUUACAUGUAUGAAGAUCAUGAUAUGUCCGAUCUGGAGGCCGAAGUUCCUUUAUCACCAACACCGGCAACAGAAAAUUACAUCAUAAGGGUUGAUCAUCAUGAGGAUGAACAAGCAAUUGAGAUCAGUGAAACUCACCGCAAUGAAGAAACCAGCAACGAAGACGAAUUCUCCUUCACCAAGGCUGCACCUGUUAAAGAAUCAUGAUGAAAAGGCAGUGCUUCAAAUGGUGCAGUCAGCAGUGUAAGCUGCAUACCUGCAUCUUCUUGUAAAAAUUCUGUUAGUUUGCUAUGAAAUGUGGGCAUAUAGGCGAUUUCCGUUUUGUAUGUUAACAUUCUUGUUUGUAGAUUAAUAAUUGCCAAAGAAAUCCAGGUUUUCUUUUCUUUUUUCAUCCCCCUUGGAGAUCGAUUGAAGAGUGAAUCUCUCCAUGUGAUCUUGUGGUUGGCUCUGUUAUAAGCUCAUUUAAAUUCCCUUUUGCUGCA
Messenger RNA from Carica papaya (papaya), 965 nucleotides. Lineage: Eukaryota; Viridiplantae; Streptophyta; Magnoliopsida; Brassicales; Caricaceae. The record is from RefSeq and is a predicted model, not a curated record.